Messenger RNA from Ochlerotatus camptorhynchus, 3290 nucleotides. It is a transcript of the gene ewg, whose product is annotated as DNA-binding protein Ewg. Gene Ontology annotation, molecular function: RNA polymerase II cis-regulatory region sequence-specific DNA binding; DNA-binding transcription factor activity, RNA polymerase II-specific. Lineage: Eukaryota; Metazoa; Arthropoda; Insecta; Diptera; Culicidae. Gene Ontology annotation, cellular component: nucleus. Gene Ontology annotation, biological process: regulation of transcription by RNA polymerase II. Bases 130 to 1878 code for a protein of 582 amino acids. The record is from RefSeq and is a predicted model, not a curated record. The transcript is spliced from 10 exons.
ACUGGCGUCGGCCAUCGCAAAGAGUGCUAGUGAGGUGAAAAAAUUUCGUCUUUGCAGUUUAAAGCAUAAUUUACAGUGAAUUUGUGCAAGAAACGCCACUGACGACCGCGUACGGCAGACAGCAUCAACAUGAACACGGUGGAGGAAAUGGAUUUGAUCGAAGACGACAACAUCACCGGUGCGUCGGAUGAUGACGACGACGAUAAUCCGAGUAGCCCGGGUAGUGCAUACGACGACGGAACAAACCUAAUCAAUGUGGCCAUGGAAAACGAAGUCACCGCACAGCUCGUUGCGGCCGGGGUAGUAGGCGUGGCAGCUGCUGCGGCGAUCACAUCGUCCAAGAAGAAGAAACGACCGCAUUCGUUCGAGACGAAUCCCUCCAUCCGGAAGCGGCAACAGAACCGGCUGCUAAGGAAGUUGCGGCAAACCAUCUUCGAGUACGCAACCCGCGUCGGACAGCAAGCCGUCGUACUGGUGGCCACACCGGGCAAACCAAACAACAUUUUCAAAGUAUUCGGCGCCAAACCUCUGGAGGACGUUCUGAAAAAUCUCCGCCCGAACGUUAUGGACAAACUGGACGAAGCACUGGCAGCGCAGGCACCUCCUCGAGUUCAGGACGAUCCAUCGCUGUUCGAACUGCCCCCACUGAUCAUCGACGGUAUACCGACGCCGGUGGAAAAGAUGACCCAAGCACAGCUACGAGCAUUUAUCCCUCUAAUGUUGAAGUACUCUACGGGCCGUGGAAAACCGGGCUGGGGAAGGGAUUCCACUCGUCCGGCUUGGUGGCCAAAGGAGUUACCCUGGGCAAACGUUCGCAUGGAUGCCCGUACCGAGGAGGAGAAACAGAAGAUAAGCUGGACACAUGCACUGCGGAAGAUUGUGAUCAAUUGCUACAAAUAUCACGGUAGAGAAGAUCUGCUUCCGGCGUUCAGCGAAGAGGAUGAGAAGGCCAAUGCUAUCGCUACGGCUAAUUCAAAUGUUGAACAGAUCAAGAUUCACAACACAAACGUCAUAACGACCACCACAUCGGGCAGCAAUUCCCUGGCAAGUAGUAGCACAAACAGCGGCCAGCAGAUUGUCAUUCAGCACCAACCUCAAGCCACGAUCACAACCUCAGCGGCCCAGCAUCAGACACAUCAGACGAUCAUCAAGGAGGCGUCCGACGGAACACUCCAGAUACAGCAGCAGAACUCACCCACGCAGACCCUGAAUGCGCAGGUUUGCCUCGACUCGAUGGCGCUAAACGAUGUGGAUUACACGCACACAGUACUUCAAACAAUCCAGAAUCCCGAUGGUACCGUUUCCAUAAUCCAGGUUGAUCCCAACAAUCCAAUUAUCACACUUCCGGAUGGAACGACGGCACAAGUGCAAGGCAUUGCUACAACUAAUUCCUAUUUGCAGCUACAAGCCCAAAACGAUGGCGGAGUCCACACGAUCCAAACCAUCUCGGACGGCCAUGGUGAAAGUAUGUCGGUGGAUCUGACGGAGGCCACGCUCGGUCAGGACGGACAGCUCAUCAUCACCGGGGAGGACGGUCAAGAAUAUACUUACUCAGGCUUCCCAGUGAGUGGUAUGAUUACGGUUCCGGUGUCAACCCAGAUGUACCAGACCAUGGUCGCCAACAUUCAGCAGUUGCCGAACGGAGACGGAACGGUGUGCAUAACACCGAUGCAGAUGUGUGAUCUAGUUGAAAAUGGCGAAACCAUGGAGACAAUAACAGUAGGUCCCGGAAUGCACCAGAUGAUGAUUCAAGGACCUCCGGGUACCGAACCGCAGGUACUGCAGGUGCUAAGCUUAAAGGAUGCGUCGGCACUGACCAAAGCGAUGGCAGCCAUCGGCGAGGUAAACAAAGAAGAGGCAACAAUCAUCGAACACUGAGAAACCUCUCACCCAAAACUCCCUUUGUCAUCACCAUAUCUAGUCGUAUAAUUUUAUUAGACCACACAGAAACAAUAUCGACCAUCAAUGCAAGCUAUGUUAUCUCCCAGGAAACUGAACCAACACUUGCAAAGAGUUUGCAUCAACUUUCCUCUCAUUCAUGUGGAAUAUCUCUAGUCCAAGUUUUAAAGUUAGUAUUCGGUUAAGCUCUGACUGUACAUAAAUCGAGAUUUUGACUCAAUUUAAAAACAAUACUAAAAAUAACUUCAAAAUGGAUAACACAAUCAUCGUUCAUUCAAUCUAGUCGGCGUCGACGGGGAAAAAAUUUAAUUUUCCUUCGCCCAGACAAAGCAACCCAUGUAAAUAGAAAUCAGUCAUUUUACGAUUCGUUUAGGAUAAUUUCUGGAAUGCUGUGCAAGCGUGUAAACACAAGAAACGAUCUUAGUCCGAAUUUGCAUUCGUGUUUUGUCCUUGUUGUUAGCUUCUGUACUUUUGACUGAUAUUCUUCGUCUAAGUCUCAAGGUUUAAGAAAUAUUGAUAGUUCUACUCUAGUCAAAUGACAUGGUGUGCAACAUUAGUUUUCAUAGGUUAUCAAUUAUUAUUUAUCUCAAGUACCCAUUUGGUUUCAAACCCCUCGAACAAACUAAUCCCUCACAAAAAAUAAAUUGCUGUGAAUAAGUCACUCUUUCAAAAACAAAAAAAAAAUACAAAAUUGCAAUAUGAAUGUGUACACUUGUAGAGUUCAGAUCUCUGUAGCAGCGAAUGCAUAAAAAACACUAGAGGAAAAGACUGAUCCAUCCCGAGGGAUUAGACAACAACUUGAACACUCCAAAACGAGAAACUGUGAUUAAUGGAAUGUACUAGUUUCAGUUUAUUUCCCUAAAUUUUAUCAUUUGUUUACUCCGUUUAUGAACUAUUUAUUAUUUAUAAUAUUUAUCCCAGCUGUAUUUAUUGCAUUAUUUAUUGUAUUUAUUUUCAUCUAAAGAAAUGUCAAAAAUUUCCAUGAAAGAUUAAUCUAACGUUUAGAUACUUAUUUGUCGGGAAAAAAAAGAAACAAACAGAAAGGGUAUCGAGCAAUCGAGGCAGCGUGCAAAGUUUAAUCUCCCAGAUGAUGGAUUAAUUUUCACAAACAAUAAAACUGAUUGUUCCUUAUGUAACCAUAUUUAUAAAAAAAAAAUCCGUGUAAAGUGAUCAUGAGAGAUCAUUCGCCGUUUCUGGGAGAUUACCUAAUGCCCACCACAAAAAUUCACAAACCGUGAAUUCCAUCGGGUGGAUAUUCGUAUUUGAAGAUGAAAUAUUUCAGAUUUAAAAGCAAAGGAAAAACUAUUUUUGUCUCUGUAAUCCAUGUGCAGAUAAAUCAUCAAUGUAAAAUAAGAGAAAUCACCAUGACAAAUAAAUGACAUGCGCAAAAA